Messenger RNA from Ostreobium quekettii, 585 nucleotides. The record is from the annotation of a GenBank genome assembly. NCBI's taxonomy places the organism in Eukaryota, Viridiplantae, Chlorophyta, Ulvophyceae, Bryopsidales, Ostreobiaceae.
AUGGCCGGGGCGGGGCCGGCAGGCCGCGGGGCGUUCAUCGUGUUCGAGGGAUGCGACCGGUGCGGCAAGACCACCCAAUCGAAAAAGCUCGUCGCCGCUCUGCGGGAAAAUGGGGUGCUCGCAGAGUGGUGCAGCUUCCCUGACCGAAGCACUGGUGUGGGGCAGCUCAUCGAUUCGUACUUGGCGGGUGCGCAGAACUCUGAGGACGAUGUGAUCCACCUGCUGUUUGCGGCAAACCGCCUGGAGAAGAGGCAAGAGUUGAUCGUGAAGUUGCAGGGCGGCACAACGCUGGUGUGUGACCGUUAUGCCUAUUCUGGCGCAGCCUUUACAUUGGCAAAGGGCUCCCCUGGGCUGGACCUGGCCUGGUGCAAGAGCGUGGAACAUGGCUUGCUGCCAGCGCCCGAUGUCGUCUUCUUCCUGAAGGCUCCUGCAGAUGUGGCGGCAGGGAGGGGGGGCUUUGGGAAUGAGAGGUAUGAGGUGCUCGAAUUCCAGAAGAAGGUUGCUGACUGGUAUAUGCGGUUAAGCAAAACGGAAGGCUGGACUGAACUAGACGCAACGAAGUCAAUAGAUGCCGUCCACGAGGAG